AUGGUGUGCGUACAAUCUGUUCAGGGUGAUGGUCCUAGUUUAUACGUAACUGGAUUGUCCAUGAGAUCUAGAGAAGCCGAUAUGAGGGUUCAGUUUGAACUAGAAGAAGAAAAACCUUCAGGUACUGUUGUUGGAACUAUUCCUGUAAAGCCGAAUUUUACUUAUCGUUUCAAUGAUAUUCCAGAUGAGUUUUAUUUGAAUAGUACCACAGGAACUAUCAUCACCACUAAAAAGAUAGACAGGGAAAAGCUUCAAAGAGACCGGUUUGACUUAGUGAUACUAAGUAGCCAACCAACAUAUCCUAUCGAAGUUAGAAUUAUCAUCGUUGAUAUAAAUGACAAUUCUCCGGUAUUUCCUGAGCGAAGUAUCUACGUGACAUUUUCAGAGAGUGCCAAUAUUGGUACGAGAGUAAUCUUAGACACUGCAACAGAUGGAGAUGCUGGGAUUAAUGACGUCACCACAGACUACAAGAUUGUCUCUGGAAGCGAAAAUAACGAGUUUCGUUUGGUAGUGACUACUAACCCUAGUGGAGAAAUGCCCUAUUUGCACUUGGAGACAACCAGUCGGUUGGACAGAGAGGUCAAAUCCUUUUAUCAGCUCAAUAUUUCUGCUCAGGAUGGGGCGAGUACCCCUAAAUUAGGUUUCUUGCUAGUGAAUAUUACUAUUCUCGAUGUGAACGAUAAUCCUCCAAUAUUCGACCACAGUGAUUAUUCAGUAAGUCUGAAUGAGAGCGUUCCUCCUGAAACUAGUGUUUUACAGGUUCGUGCCACCGAUAAUGACCUUGGUGAUAAUGGUAAAAUCACUUACUUUUUGAGUGAAACAGAAUUGCAGUUUGCUGUGGAUCCUCAAACAGGAGUAAUUUCAACUUUAGAUUAUCUAUCUUGUCCAAAGAAUUGCCCCACGUUAGAGAAUUGUUCUAAAAGUUGUGUCUUUACUGUAUUUGCUCGGGAUCAUGGAUCACCUCGACAGGAUGGCAGAGCUUAUGUUACUGUAAAUCUUCUAGAUGCUAAUGAUCAUGACCCCAUUAUUCGAUUUCGCUUUUUCCCUGCUACUGCAAGCUAUGCCACAGUGGACGAGAAUGCUCAGAACGGGUCUGUAGUGGCAGCAGUAAGUGUAAUAGAUUUUGAUGAAGGAUUAAAUGGUGAAACCACAAUAGAUAUUCAAGCAGGUAAUGAACAGUCUCACUUUAGAUUAGAGUCAACGCCCAGUUUUGAUAUUGUCAGAGUAAACGGUGUGUUAGAUCGGGAAAACAUUAGUAAAUAUAACUUGACUAUCACUGCCACAGACAAUGGAUCACCUGCUAGGAGUUCUACAACGUUUUUGAUUAUUCACGUGAAUGAUGUGAACGACCAUGAACCAGUUUUUGAAAGAAAUGAGUACUCUGCAGUGUUAAGUGAACUAGUCCCCGUUGGUACUUAUGUUGCUGGGAUCACAGCAACUGAUGAAGAUACAGGGAUAAACUCAAACAUUUAUUACUCAAUAGCAUCGGGGAACGAAAAGCGUUGGUUUAAUUUACACUUUCAAACAGGGCUGAUAACUACAGCGAAUCCACUAGAUCGUGAGGAGCUAGAUUUUGUAGAACUGAAAAUAUCAGCCAGAGAUGGAGGUCCCAAUCCACGUUGGGCCCAUACCUACCUUAAAAUACAGAUAUUAGAUGAAAAUGAUGAAGCUCCUACAUUUUCUAAAGGUUUUAGUAACGUUUCUCUGUCUGAGAAUGCUCCUCCUGGUUCUUUAGUGACUGUAAUGUCAGCAACAGAUAAUGACCUGGGAACAAAUGGAAGUAUUUUGUAUUAUUUAGACCCUGAAGUAGAGAAAAAAUAUCCAAGUAUAUUUACUUUAGAUAGUACAUCUGGGCGUUUAAAACUUAGAUCUUCUCUAGACCGAGAAAAAACUGCAGUAUAUCAUGUCAAGGUUGCAGCUCAUGAUCAAGGAGUUCCUUCACUUUCGUCAACUGUAAAUCUGCAAUUGAAUGUUCUGGAUAUUAAUGACAACAAUCCUGUGUUUUAUCCUAAACGUUAUUUCACAUCAAUUACAGAAAAUCUGGAAAUAGGAUCUUCUGUUUUGCAAGUAACAGCUUCGGACUUAGAUGAAGGUCAAAAUUCACGGAUAUCCUUUUUCAUUGUUGAGGGUUCUGAUGAUGUGUUUGAAAUAGAUGAACUGACAGGCGUUAUUAAAACAAGUGCAGUAAUUAAACAACAAGUUAAAACUAGAUAUGAACUUAUUAUAGGAGCUAGAAAUCCAGGUGAUCGUGAAGCAACAGAAAAUGCAGUAGUUUUGAUUUAUGUUAGCCAACUACAAGGAAAAACUUUUUCACAACAAUUUGAUCAGCCUAUUGGUUAUAAUUUUGUAAUAGAAGAAGAUCCUAAUGAACAAGAACGUAGUAAUGGUCGAGAGGUAGGACGUGUUUCACUGAGGCACACCUCUGACAUGGAUCAAGUAAAAUACAGUAUUACAUCAGGAGAUUCUUUGGGUUGGUUUGAUAUAAAUGAUCAGUCUGGAAUGAUUACUACAUCCCAAAGAAUUGACCGGGAAAUAAAAGCGUUUAUAUAUCUCGUGAUUACAGCAUAUAAUAAAGAUACUUUCAUCACAACUAACGUCAGCAUCCACGUAAGUGACAUCAAUGACUAUAGUCCUACGUUUACGUCACCCACAACAACGGUCAAAGUAAUGGAGAACUGGCCAGUAGGUCACGAAGUGCAUCUUGUAGAAGUUGAAGAUUUAGAUAUUGGAAUAAACAGCAAAGUACGUUUCUCUCUCUCAAUCAAUCCUAAUGAUGUUUUCAAUAUAAAUACAGACACUGGCAUGAUAUAUUUGAAUAAACUUGUGAAGUUUAUACCAGACAUUAAUUAUAAAAUUGAAAUAGUGGCUACAGAUGAAGGUGUUCCAGCACUCACAUCUAAACAGCAGAUUGUUGUAUUAGUGGAAGAUGUGAAUGACCACACCCCAGUAUUUGAACAUAUCUCCUACGAAACUUCUGUGUUAGAAUCAACAUCCAUAAAUGAAAGAUUUUUUAUUGUUGCUGCUUCAGAUGAAGACGCAGGUGAAAACGGUCACGUAUUGUAUGAAAUUAAGGAAGGUAAUGACGAAGAUAAGUUCGGAAUUUUUCCUGAUGGUUUUUUGUAUAUUAAGACGCUUUUAGAUCGCGAAGAAAAUAAUUAUUAUUCGCUUGUUAUUCAAGCGAAAGAUAAUGGUACAAAACCUCGAAAGUCAGACGUAUCUCUUGUUAUUCAUGUCAUUGACGUAAAUGAUAACAUACCUAAGUUUGAUAACAACACUUUGGUGUUUUACAUACCAGAGAAUGAACCGCCAGGCUCGUAUGUUGGAAAACUUUCUGCAGAUGAUAAAGACAUUGGGAGAAACGCUGAGUUAACGUUUUCAAUCAGUACAAAUCAAAACGACUUUGUAAUUGAUCCUAAGAGUGGUCUUAUCAGAACAUUAAGAGAAGUCGAUCGAGAGAAACUGGUCGAAUUUGCUGGUCAUGAUUACAUAGUUAUCGAAGCUUUAGUUCUGGAUGGUGGGCUAAUGAGGUUGCGGGAUGAGGCCAAGGUAACCGUGUACGUGACUGAUGUAAAUGACAACGUUCCACAGUUUCUUCGUACGCCUUACAAGGCAGCCAUUUCAGAAGGUGCACCACUGCAAACCCAAGUUGUGCGUGUAAGUGCUAUAGAUGCUGAUGAUGGGAUUAAUGGAAAUAUAGUUUACUCCAUUGUGAAUGGAAACGAAGAUGAUUAUUUCCAAAUAAAUGAAAGCACAGGACAAGUUACGCUUUCUCGGACACUCGACAGAGAGACUAAGUCUAGGUAUAACUUAAAGGUACUGGCCAGUGACACAGGAGAGAAAGUCACACACAACGCAACAGCCACAGUCGUCAUUGAUGUGUUGGAUGAAAACGAUAAUGCCCCCAUCUUUGAUGUAUCAGAGUCAAUAGUAGAAAUACCUGAAACAACACCAAAUGGCUUCAAGAUUUUCAAAUUCUCUGCAACAGACGCUGACCAAGGUCUUAAUGGUGAAGUGUCGUUUUCCUUAGCAGCUGGAAAUUUUAAAGAAGCUUUCAAAAUUGAAAGCACGUCAGGUAUUUUAUACGUAGACCGCCUUUUGGACUAUGAAGAAAAUAGUGUUUAUUAUCUAAACAUCAGCGCUAGUGAUGGGGGUGCUCCACGCCUAAUGUCAACCUUUCAGUUUCUAGUAAAAGUAAUAGAUGUUAACGAUAACCCUCCAUAUUUUUCUAGUGUAGCAGUAGUUCGGCAAAUAGAGGAAGGAGUUUUAAUAGGCACUCCAAUAGUUACCAUUACAGCAGAAGACAGGGAUUCCGGAUUAAAUGGGAAAAUUGUAUACAAUAUAACUCUCCAGGACCCUUCCGGAAGUCAUUUUGCUGUUGGAACUGAUACAGGAGUUAUUUAUACUACACAAGAGAUUGACCGAGAGUUCAGUGACACUUUUAGGCUGACUGUAUCAGCUACUGAUCAGGCUUUACUUCCAUCAAAUCGACUGUCAGCUGAGAAAUCGGUAACAAUUAUUGUGGAAGAUAUCAACGACAACGCGCCUACUUUUGUGUCUAUGGACGCGGGGGUUUUACCCGAAGACUCUGACCGUGGGUAUAAGGUUAUGACCUUAUCCGCUAUUGACAGAGAUGCUAACACUAACGCAGUAAUCACCUAUGAGCUAGUGGAAGGAGAUAUGGACAUAUUUUUUCUAGAUCGCAACACAGGUGAGCUGUAUUUGUCGAGACAAGUAGAUAAACCUAAGGUGUGGUAUUCUUUGACCGUGCAAGCUACAGACGGAGCGGCGUUGUCCAGCAGGAAAUCCUCUAGAAACAAAGUGACCGUGAUCGGAACAAUGAAACGACCACAAGGUUUAGUAUUCACAGCAUCUGAAUAUUCUGGUUCUGUGUUAGAAAACGAGCCAAUAGGAACAACUGUAUUAUCUGUCCGUGCUCAGUAUCCUUCUGGUCAAUUAGAAGGAAAAAUUGAAUAUUACCUAGUUGGGAUCUACGCAAACGUCUCGCCGCAACAGCGCGUAUUCGCUAUUAACAGGCUGAAUGGGGUAAUAACGACAGCUACAGAGAUAGACCGCGAAGGUAAUGCUCUUGUCUAUGAACUGGAAGUAUACGCUGUUGAUGUGAGUGCCACUGUUCCUAAGACAUCUAAAACAAAGGUUACUAUCACCAUUCAAGAUCGAAACGAUAGUCCCCCGGAGUUCAUAAACACUCCAUACACAAUAUCUUUGUCUGAAGAUGUCCCACCAGGUUAUACAGUGAUCACAGUUUCUGUUUUUGAUCCAGACACCGAGGGAACCAUCUCCUACACUUUGAUAAAUAAUGACCUUCCGUCUAAGUUUCGUUUUGAUUCAGAGAGUGGCGUUCUCAUUUUGAAAGACCCAUUGGAUCGAGAAACGGAGCCGACUCACCAGUUCGCAGUACAGGCAUUCGACGGGAUCCAGACCUCUGAAACCAAGAUCACAAUAGAGGUACAGCACUACAUUUUUGUUGUCCAAGCCCAGGAUUCUGGACAUCCCAGUUUGUCCAGUACUGUCACUGUCUAUUUCAACGUACUGGACCUGAACGAUAACGCACCGUUGUUUAACCCCAUGAGUUACAGUGACGAAGUGUAUGAAAAUGUAACGGUUGGCUCGAGCAUUAUCACCGUCAGUGCUACCGAUCUGGAUUCUGGGCCAAAUGGAGACAUUGUAUUUAGUAUUGUAGAAGGAGACGAAAAUCAUUAUUUUGAUAUAUCUCCAAACGGAACCAUUUUCACUGUCAAACCAUUGGAUCGGGAGACUCAGUCUCUGUAUAAUUUAAUAAUAAGCGCUAAUGACCAGGCCUGGCCAGUGGAGAGACAGUUAUCCAGUACUGUACAGGUAACAAUCAUAAUGAAAGACAUCAACGACAUGUCACCAGAGUUCGUCUCCCCGAAUAGAACGUCAGUUUUGGAAAACGCGCCAAUCAAUACAGUUAUUAUGGCAGUGAAAGCCGUCGACAAAGACGAGGGCCGCAAUAGUUAUGUCGAGUAUAAUCUCCUUCCGGUGCCAGAGAAUAAGUUUACUCUCGGUCCGGUAGACGGACUUCUUCGGAUUAAUGGUCCGAUAGAUAGGGAGGUCAAGUCACAAUAUAAAAUCCAAGUGGUGGCUAAUGACCGAGGAAGUCCUCCAAGAUCAGCACUUGUAGAUAUUGUAAUUGAUAUUAUCGACGAAAAUGAUAAUAGUCCCUCCUUCGACCCUAAGCAGUACAGCGCUUCGGUAUCGGAAAAUGCAAGUAUAGGUCUGAGUGUAGUAGAAGUGUCAGCUACUGAUCAAGAUCAAAGUUUGAGUGGUCAGGUCCGUUACUCUAUCGUUUCUGGUGACUCCAAUCACGACUUCGUUAUAGGUGAAGAUACAGGUAUCAUCCGAAUCAGCAAGAAUUUGGAUUAUGAGCGUAAAAACCGCUACAUAUUGACCGUCCAAGCAGAAGAUAAUGGCGGUGAUAUCCGAUAUGACACGGCUACUGUGACGAUAGGGGUGACAGACGUUAAUGACAAUCCCCCAACUUUUUUGAAUUCUCCUUAUGAGGUACACGUUAUGGAGAACAUGAAUUACGUCCCGCUUCCCAUCGUUACCACUGUAGCCCAAGACGCCGACCAGCUACCCAACACCCACGUACAUUACCUCAUCAAGGACGGAAACAAAAAGCUUUUUAACAUCAACUCUACCUCGGGUGAAAUAUCUGUGAUGAAUAAAUUGGACAGAGAAGAACAGUCAGAGUACGUUCUGACUAUACUCGCCAUGGACUCAGGGACUCCUCGCCAGACGGGUACAGGAACAGUGACCGUCGUGGUCAGUGACGUGAAUGACAAUGAACCUACGUUCGAGAAGAGUCAUUAUGCAGCAGACGUGAAGGAAAACUUGGCUGCUGGCACCCAGGUCAUUUUAGUUACUGCCUCUGAUAAAGACUCUGGAAACAACGGGCUUCUCAGAUAUAGCUUAAUCGGAGAUCAUCUAGAUAAAUUUACUGUUGAUUCCAAUACGGGAGCCAUCUUCACCCGGGUUUCCUUAGACAGAGAGGAGUGUAACCAGUACGAGAUGACAUUGGUGGCUAAAGACAGUGGAUUGACUACUGAACAUUCCGCUAGUGUAAAUAUCACAAUUCACGUGGGAGAUGAGAAUGACAACAAACCUAUAUUUGCGGAAGAACAUUCGGUUGUCCAUGUUCCCGAUAGUUCAACAGGUGGUCAUUUCGUUUUUGGAGCUCAAGCUCAUGAUCUUGACACAGGUGUAAAUAGCAGGUUAGUCUACCAUUUGUCUGGGACAGAUGCUGAUAAGUUCCAAAUCAAUCAGGACACCGGAGUAGUCAAGCUAGUUCAGAAACUUAUCCCCAAACAAGAAGGAUACCAUCUAGAGAUUCAUGCUACUGAUAGCAGUCCAUAUCCUCUUUCAGCUAGUGCCAACGUCGAAGUAUAUCUUCAGCCCACAGAUCUUUUUCCACACUUUCGAUCAGGAAUUCGUAGUUUUGUAUUCUCAGAAAUGGCCGAAAAUCUAACAGUAACGACCGUUUCAGCGACAUCUCCUAAAUCUGGUGAUAAAGGGCAUAUAUCAUAUCACAUUGCAGGUGGUAACGUUGGAAAUGCCUUAACCGUCAACUCUCAGACUGGAGAAGUGCGAAUAACCAGCGGCUUGGAUUAUGAAACGCUGCCUCAAUACGAAGUGUGGGUGGAAGCAACAGACAGCGAUUUUCCAUCUCUCAGAACUGCCACUAAACUUGUUAUACAGACUACAGAUGCCAACGAUAACGUGCCAAAGUUUACAUCUGAAAUUUUUAAUGCUACUGUUAUGGAAGAAAAUGAUCCUCCGCAGUUUGUUACUGUUGUUCAAGCACAAGAUGCUGAUCAGGGAAAUAAUGGAAAUGUUUAUUACAAGUUUCUUGAGUCAGAAAGUUCCGAUAAUUCUUUUACUUUGGAUUCUCAGACAGGAGAGAUCUUCACGAACGCCAAACUCAACAGAGAGUCCUUGGGGUUAUAUAAUCUGGUCGUGGAGGCCAUUGACCACGGCCUGCCUCAAAAAACAGGCACAACUACUGUGUUUGUGACAGUUUUAGAUAAGAACGAUAAUCCUCCACGCUUUACGCGGCUCUUCAGUGUCAAUGUCACCGAAAAUGCGCCGCUGGGAUCUUUUGUAAUCCAGGUAACGUCGUCAGACAAGGACGUUAGUAUAAAUGCAAAUGCUACAUAUAGCUUUACAGACAACCCGGGAGAGAAGUUCCAUAUUGAUCCACUGUCAGGGAAUGUCUCCGUCGCUGGCAGGUUGGACAGAGAACUUAGGGACGAAUACAUUUUAAAAGUUGCAGCCGUAGACGGCUCCUGGAGAGCAGAAACUCCACUCACCAUUUCUGUCCAAGAUGUUAAUGACAAUGCCCCCAAAUUUACAGAAAACAUUUAUAACUUUAACUUUCCAGAACUCCAACAUGCAAUAUCUUUCAUUGGUCAAGUAACUGCUUCUGAUCAAGAUAAGCAUGGACCUAACUCAUUCAUUACAUAUUCCUUAAAGAGACCAUCCGAUUUCUUCCGAAUUGACCCUGGAACGGGUGAAAUUUUUAGCAAGCAGGUAUUAUAUUAUAAACGCACAUCGAGAGUUUCCAUAGAAAAUCAGUACACUCUGUAUGUGAUAGCUAUAGACCAAGGAAAGCCUCCUUUGUCCACCCAAGUCACAGUAUUAAUAAAUAUUGUGGACUCUAACAAUAAUCCUCCCCUUUUUGAGAAACCUAAUUAUUUCUCUCCAAUUCCGGAACUCAUCGAAGUUGGUACUUCUGUCCUUCAGGUCAGGGCCAGAGACAACGAGGACGUUGGAGUGAAUUCAGAAAUUGAGUACUUCAAGGCAGGUGGGAAUGGAACUGACUACUUUUACAUUCACAAAACAACAGGAUGGGUGACCGUUGGAGACAGCCUUCUUGGUCAUAGAGACCAGUGGUAUAUCCUAAAGUUGCGGGCAGUUGAUCGAGGUGUACCCCCCAAGUCUUCAGAGGUCAUGAUUACUCUUGUUGUUACCGAAGAAAACAAACAUCCGCCUGUUUUUACAGCUCUUAGUUACCAAGUGAUUGUCGCUGAGAAUGAGCAGAUCAACUCAGAAAUCAUUGUCGUGAAAGCAACAGACACAGAUGCAGGACUGAAUGGAGAAAUUACAUACGCCAUUUUGUCUGGUAACUCUGACAGAAGCUUUAGGAUCAAUACCAUUACUGGAUCCGUGACAAUUAUUAAAUCUCUGAAUUAUCAAAUAAGUCAAGAGUAUCAGCUUACUAUCGUUGCUUCAGACCGUGGAUUUCAUAGCAAAAAUGCUACUGCUAUGCUUACUGUUAUUGUUACAGACGUAAACGAUAAUCCUCCAGUCUUUAAUUCAACUGUCUUCGAGGUUCAAAUCUCCGAAAACAUGCCAAUUGGCACUAUUGUAACACAAGUUGUUGCCACAGACCUGGAUUCGGGAAGGAACGCCAUUAUUCAGUAUUCUCUAGUAGGAGGAGAGUCGAAAGAAUCCUUUACUAUCAAUAGUCAAACAGGAGUGGUAACAUCCAGACAUAGUUUCGAUUAUGAAAGCAAUGAUCUGUACAAACUAAGUAUUAUGGCCAGUAACGCUGGUUCGAAUCAACAUUCCUCGACAAAGCUGAUCGUACAUAUAACUGGCCAGAAUGAAUAUUAUCCUCAUUUCUUACAGCCAGUAUUCCAGUUCACAGUCAGCGAGUCCGCAGCAAUUGGAACGCCAGUGGGGACUGUUGUAGCUACUGACGAGGACAGUGGUUUAGAUGGUGAAGUAUUUUUUCUCUUUGUAGGCAAUAGUAACGGUCGGGGCUUUCAUAUUCAGACUGAAUCAGGAAUUAUCACUGUGUCUCGGCGACUAGAUAGAGAAUUACAAUCUCGAGUUGUUUUGACAGUAAUGGUAAAAAACAGUGGAAGUAUCAGAGGUAAUGAUACGGACGUAGCCCAGGUUGUUAUUAGUAUUGAAGAUGGCAAUGACCCUCCUGUUUUCUCCAAGAAAAUUUACCAGGCACACAUCAGUGAAUCAGCACCAGUUGGUUCUUCUGUCAUAACUGUUUCUGCUAUUGACAAAGAUGUCCGUCCUAAUAACAACCAGUUCUCCUAUUCCAUAAUGGACAGUGCUGCCGGGAAAUUGUUCAGUAUUGACACUCAGUCAGGGACGAUUCUUACAACCGUCGCUUUGGACAGGGAGACUACAGAUGUGUACAACAUUACAAUAGGAGCAGUGGAUAAUGGAAGUCCUCCCCAGACUGGAAGUGCCUUGGUACAGGUGGAAAUCAUGGAUGUUAAUGAUAAUGGACCUAUGUUUGAUCCUCCAGAUGUCGUGGGUUAUGUCUUGGAGAAUGAACCGGCUUUCACAAGCGUAAUUGUGUUGAGUGCAACGGAUCCAGACCUGCCCCCUAAUGGGGCACCCUUUUCUUACUUUCUGGUUGAUGGAGAUCACAAAGAAUUGUUUACAGUUGAUCACUACACUGGCCUAGUGAAAACAACCCAAAGCAUUGACAGAGAAAGUUCUCCUAAAAUAAACCUUAUUAUUGAACUUCAUGACAGUGGUGUUCCUCAAAUGAAGUCUAGACACCCUAUUAGUAUUGUGGUCAUGGACAGAAAUGACUGUCCAAGUUCUCCUAGAGCACUGACAAUUUUUGUCUGGGUUUAUGAAAAAGUGUUUUUGGGGGGAAAGAUUGCAGAUGUCCAUCCCACAGACCCUGAUCUUACAGGACAAUACCAAUGUACAAUUGUGAAAGGGGAUACUAACAAGUUCCAUAUUCCUCAUAAAUGCGAUCUUCACGCUGCAAGGCUUCAAGACCCUGGAGAUUACACUAUAUCUGUCAGCGGCAACGACGGAAGACAUGCAGAUGUAACCUCCGCUAUAAGAAUACAGUUCAUGAACUUUGACAACUUAACAGUUGAAAAUAGCGUUACGCUUCGUAUAUUGAACCAAUCUUCUGAAACCUUUUUAGCACAUAAAUUCAAUCGUUUUCAAGAGACACUUAGAGAAAUAUUUAAGCCUUUGGGUUCUCCUCUACUGUACAGCAUAACUGACCUCAGUAAUCACUUGGAGUUGACGUUAGCCAUUCAAAAAAGAUAUUUUGAUUAUACUACUUCCAAAGAAGUCCUCGUGUUGCUGUCUGAAAAGAAGAGCCUUCUGCAGAGAGUGGUUAGUCCUGGAGAAAUAGCUAUAGGAUUCGACCCUUGCGAUAACUCUCCUUGUCAGAACGAAGGAAAAUGCCGAAGUUUUCUGGAGUUGCAAGAAACACUAUCGAAUUUGGAUUCACCUUUUUUAGUUUUCACAUCCCCAACGGUCAGUCGUCAGUUUGCCUGUAGUUGUUCGAAGGGAUUCUCAGGCCCAGUAUGCCAGUAUCAACAGAAUCCUUGUUCUCCAAAUCCAUGUUUUUCAGGCGGCACUUGUCACCAUGAUGGUCACAAUUUUCACUGCAUCUGCAUGUCACAGUUUCAGGGCAAGCAGUGCGAAUCUCGACGAGCAGACAUUUGUGCAAGUGCACCUUGCAGAAAUGGGGGAACGUGUGAAAAGUCUCCUAAUGGAUCAUUUUUCUGUCUCUGCCGACCAGGUUUCAGGGGCAGCGUGUGUGAACAAACUACUCACGGUUGUCGUCGUAACAGGUGUUUGAACGGAGGAACAUGCCUCAAUGGAAAUCCUGGUUACCGAUGUCUUUGCAAAUCAAACUUCUAUGGAAGACAUUGUGAAAAGUCUACGUUUGGGUUUCACCAGUAUUCUUACAUGAGUUUCCCUUCUUUGAAUCCGUCUACUAACGAUAUUUCCGUUGUCCUAGUAACAAACAAGAAGAAUUCUCUUCUUGUUUAUAACUACGGCAGACAGAAUGGAGGGAGGUCUGACUUUUUAGCUAUUGAAAUCGUUGAUGGUAAAACACGCUUCUCUUUUGGCGCAUCUCGCUCAGCUAUAGCGUCAAUUACAGCAAGCCAAAAUGUAGCAGAUGGGAAAUGGCACAAGAUAACUGUUAUUCGGAAUGGCAGGGUGGCGUCUUUAUCUGUGGUAGAGUGUCGGGAGAGUGGAGAAUUAUGUGAUGAGUGUUCCCAUGGGAAUGCGAGCUGCUCUCUCUCUGUUACUGGACAUACCGGAACUUUAAACUUCAAGAAACACACUAUGUAUCUUGGAGGUGUUCCUUCAGUUGACCCCUUGCUUGAGAGGCCCGGUCAAGUGUCCAGCGAUGACUUUGUAGGCUGCAUCCACAGUGUUUACGUAAACGGUCGUCAACUUGACUUGACAUCACCCCUCAAGUCUGACCACAUUACUCAAACAUGCCCAAAGUUACAAAGCAGCUGUGCCACUAACCAUGAAUGUGGAGAUAUGGGAGUGUGUCAAGAUUUGUGGUUCUCUAUGAGGUGUCUCUGCCCCAACAAUGUUAUUGCAACCAACUGUAAUGAAGCGUUAGAACCUUUGUCCCUUGGUGAUGAUACUGCUUACCUGGAGUUCAUACCUUUAGAAAAACUGCGCAGGACGUCACUCAUUACCGGAUCAUAUUAUCACGUACAACAGUGGAAAAGAUCUGCUUUAGGUUUUCGGCCCCCUGGCACAAAAACUGUUGCAUUUUCUUUUCGUACCAAAUCAAAAAAUGGACUUUUGGUACAUGCUGCGACAAAAGACGAAGGGUUUACAGUUUUACAGCUGAGGAAUGGUUACGUGGAAUACAAGUCCCACCAGAAGAUUGGAAAGCCUGUCAACUUAUUACUAGAUACGAUUAAUGCUGCAGACGGCCAAUGGCAUGCAGUCAGUCUGACCAUAAUCAGUAACAGCGCCAGUAGCAUCAACGUGUCUGUUGACCAGGAACUUACAUGGGUAGAUUUGGAGUAUAAAGUGCACGAUCUUUUGGAUCCUUACCUAACUGUUAUGACGAUUGGAAAACAUUCGGACCAGGAGACAAAUCUUGUAACAGGUUUUCAAGGGUGUAUAACUCCUCUAAUUGUUAAUGGAGAAGUCCAGAGCUGGAAUACAUCCAGUAGUUAUUUCAAAGUGAUACCACAUGGAAACGUCUACCGAGGAUGUUCGGACGAAGUUCUCGGCCUUGAUGUCGCUCCUACCGAUCCUCUAAGUAUAGGUGUUAUAUUAGUGAUUGUCUUUUUUGUCAUUCUCAUUGUAAUUAUCUUAGUCAGUUUUCUAGUCUUCAGAAGAAGAAAGCUUUGCCGAUAUAAAAGUCAUGGCCAUAUCAAACAAAAUGGAAAUCUGUUCUUGACGCCAACAAGUAGUGACAACCAGCGUGCACAUCAAGAUUCCAACUACAACGAGAAUUUAGGAAUUGAAGAUGUUAUAAGAAAUCACAUGACCCAAGAUUUAGUACCAAAGAAGAUGAAAGAUCGAGAACUUCCAACAGAACGAUGUCAACGACCAGACAUUAUAGAAAGAGAAGUAAUCAAAACAUCACCAGCAUUGCCUCCUCAAAGCUCGGAAAAUAAAUCCCAUCAGGACAAUCCUAAGCCUUCUAAUGGGUUCGGAAUGGGUAACAUUCCCGAUUCGGAACUACCAGAACAUUAUGACCUAGAAAAUGCUAGUAGCAUUGCCCCAUCAGACAUCGAUAUAGUGUAUCAUUACAAAGGAUAUCGCGAUGGUAAUGUUAGAAAGUACAAAACUAAUUCUCAUAUACCAAACUAUCAUAAGCAUAAUCAUAGACAUAGUCCUCAUCAGUUCCAGCCUAGUCCUAUAAGGGAAAGUCCCCGUAAUGUUUUACACCAGAAUUCAAAUUCUGUUUCUCUAAAAGAAAGUCCAUCACCAUUGAAAAUGCAGAAUACUCCAUUAGCACGGUUAAGUCCUUCUAGUGAACUGUCCCAACAAACACCUCGCAUUCUGACUCUGCAAGAUAUAAGUGGAAAACCUUUACAAACAGCGUUACUUGCAACAUCCCAAGGAGUGGGUCCAGAAGGCUUUAAGGACCAAAUGACAAAUUCUGAACGAAGCCUAAAUAGUCCUGUUGGAAAUCUCAGUCAUAGUACAGGUAGCCUUCACUCUCGCCCCCAGUCAGGAAAAAAGAAAAAAAUAAGGGACAGUGGAAUGUCUUUAGGUUUAACGGCUGAAGAAAUUGAGCGAUUAAAUGCACGCCCGAGAAAUUCAAGUCUCGUCAGUACGUUAGAUGCAGUUUCUUUGUGUAGUGAUGAUAAUCCAGAGAAAAAUAAGCUUGCAGAACUUUUAGAGAUAAAUACGGAAAUUUUUGAGCCCCCAGAUUCUUCUACAGAUGAGAGUGGAAACGAUUCUUUUACGUGUUCUGAGUUUGAGUAUGAUAAUAAUUACGAGAAGGCCCACAGGGAUUUUGGGCGUAGCAAUAUGAUAUUUUCCAAGCUAGCCGAGGAAGACAAUGAAAACGAUGAAGACUCAGCCAAAACAUACGAUGGGUUUGACUCAAUUAGAGGAUCUCUUAGCACUCUUGUAUCCUCUGACGACGAUAUUUCUAAUGUGUCUUUAUACAAACCAACCAAUGGAUCUGUAUUAGGCUGGGAUUACCUUCUGAAUUGGGGUCCAAACUUUCAAAAUCUAGUAGGAGUGUUUAAAGACAUUUCAGAAUUGCCUGAUACAGAUCAUUCGGCUAUGGGUCAUACGAAGCCAAAUGAAGAAUACGUCUGACCUUGUGUAUUUAGCUAUGUGAACCUGAAAUUACAGUUUCAGUGCUUUAAAGGGAUAUUUUACAUACAAUAAUAAUAA
Molecule: messenger RNA, 14661 nt
Organism: Limulus polyphemus (Atlantic horseshoe crab)
Lineage: Eukaryota; Metazoa; Arthropoda; Merostomata; Xiphosura; Limulidae
Product: cadherin-related tumor suppressor-like
Exons: 17
Coding region: 1-14583 (4860 amino acids)
Biological process (GO): homophilic cell-cell adhesion
Cellular component (GO): plasma membrane
Molecular function (GO): calcium ion binding
Source: RefSeq, a predicted model, not a curated record